Messenger RNA from Fukomys damarensis (Damara mole-rat), 2073 nucleotides. RefSeq names its product U6 snRNA biogenesis phosphodiesterase 1 (gene Usb1). NCBI's taxonomy places the organism in Eukaryota, Metazoa, Chordata, Mammalia, Rodentia, Bathyergidae. Gene Ontology annotation, cellular component: nucleus. Gene Ontology annotation, biological process: U6 snRNA 3'-end processing. Gene Ontology annotation, molecular function: 3'-5'-RNA exonuclease activity. The transcript is spliced from 7 exons. The coding region runs from base 450 to 1253 and encodes 267 amino acids. The record is from RefSeq and is a predicted model, not a curated record.
GGCGGUGUUCGAGCUGCCAGCAGCCACGCUUCGGCUAACCGAAGGAGGGCGCACUUCUCGCGCCUCCGCCGCCGAGCACCGGGGUCCGCCUCUGGCCCGACUCCUGCACCUGACCGGGACCUUCCGGUCUCAACGACUGAUGCACCCUGAGCGUUCAGUUUGGCUCUGAGGGGAGGAACCUCGGGGCUCGGACUUUGGACCGGUUUGCGGAGAGGGCUCCGGACCUGUGAGACGGGCACACCACAGCUGCCGAGCCCUGGAGGCUCAGCUCGCGCUCCAUUCGCAGCCAGCAGUUGAACAGAGCGCAGCCCCUGCUACCGUCUAGUCGGUCCCGCCUCGAGGCGGUGCUACCGCAGGUCCCGCCCCCGGAGUGCACUUCCGCUCUGCGGAACUCCGGGCACAGGGUGAAGUUGCCUUCCGACCUGACCAGUGGUCGCGGCCGAGGCCCCAUGAGCGCCGCGCCCCUGGUGGGCUACAGCAGCAGCGGCUCGGAGGAUGAAGCCGAGGCGGCGGUCACCGGGCAGGCUGGCCCGGGGCCUGGGGGCCACUGCCGUGUCCAAAGCCCCCUUUCCAAUGAGAGGUUUCCAGUACCUGACAGUGUAUUGAACAUGUUCCCGGGCACAGAGGACGGACCUGAGGAUGACAGUGCAAAGCACGGGGGACGAGUGCGUACCUUUCCCCACGAGCGUGGCAACUGGGUCACCCAUGUCUAUGUACCAUAUGAAGCCAGGGAGGAGUUCCCAGAUCUGCUUGACGUGCUGCUGCCCCAUGCCCAGGCCUAUGUGCCGCGGCUGGUGAGGAUGGAGGCAUUCCACCUCAGCCUGUCUCAGAGUGUGGUUCUGCGCCACCAUUGGAUCCUUCCUUUUGUGCAAGCUCUGAAAGACCGCAUGGCCUCCUUUGAAAGAUUCCUCUUUACUGCCAACCGAGUAAAGAUUUAUACCAAUCAGGAGAAGACCAGGACUUUUGUUGGGCUUGAGGUCACCUCAGGGUAUGCCCAGUUCUUGGACUUGGUUUCAGAAGUGGACAGAGUCCUGGAGGAAUUUGACCUUACCACUUUCUACCAGGACCCUUCAUUCCAUAUCAGUCUGGCCUGGUGCGUGGGAGACGCCUGUCUUCAGCUGGAAGGGCAGUGCCUGCAGGAACUACAGGAAAUCGUGGAUGAGUUUGAAGACUCUGAGAUGCUGUUGCGUGUGCAGGCCAAGCAGGUCCGCUGCAAGUCUGGGAACAAGUUCUUCUCCAUGCCUUUGAAGUGAGCACCAGAAGCCUUCCUUGUCCCAGGCCUCUCUGCAGGGGCAGAUGGCUACAGAGAUGGAGGAGUCCCAGGGGGUGCUCCCAGCCUCCCUUUGGGAGGUCCCAGGACAGGUUGGAUGCUAUGGUGUUGUGGUAAUUCUUAGAAGACACCAGUAGAGGGCAGACUGCACUUCUUUAUUCUUGCUUUGCAGUUAAUAAGCGAAAAGAAAAAUAAAAUGAGGGUGGAAAGCUCACCUCACUCAUGCAGAAUCCCCUUGUAGUCCCUCUAAGAACUGCCCCUCUCCUCCCACUUCCCUCUGCAGUGAAUUCUGUUUUGAUGCCAUUGGCCUCAUAUCAGGGUUUUUUAAAACUGUACUGUGGCUCAUCCCUGUCAAGAAGGGAGAGAGGGUGUUUCAGCAGGUUGAAGUGUCUUUUAUUAUUUAGUUUGACUCUCACCCACUUCCUAUGGCAGCAGAGGCCAUUUCAGGGCCAAGGUAUACAGCUGCUAAUUUGUGGUUUGGCGUCAGUUUUCUCCGUUCCUUCCUCCUACUCACCCUAGCCAGGUGCCUGGGGAGACCUGAGCAGAUGUUUCAUUUUGGCCUGGCCAUGGCUGGAAGCCAGGCCUCCAACCCUCUGUGACCUCUGGCUUCCCAAUUAAUUUUCCCAAAGAGGCAGAAGGCUGCCUUCGCCAGUCAAUUCUGCUGCCUCCUCCUGCUCCCUGUAGCCUGUGCACUCUGAAGGGACAUGGAGGGGAAGCCAGGGAUGCAGAGGAUUUUUGUCAACAAGCCCUCACCGAGGUAAAGAACCAUCUCUGUCCAGUUGUCAUCUGGAUUUCUGGUGAUA